Messenger RNA from Paramecium primaurelia, 270 nucleotides. Lineage: Eukaryota; Ciliophora; Oligohymenophorea; Peniculida; Parameciidae. The record is from the annotation of a GenBank genome assembly.
AUGAAAUAAUCGAAUUAGUUUAUAUCUGGGAGUCGUGAUUAAUCUAUUAUAAUAUGGUAAAAAGAUUAAAACAAUAAAUGGAUUUCCAAAUAGAAAUUAAAUGGACAUAAUGGAUAUAUCUUUUGUUUAGUAUUAAAUAAUAAUGAAGAUCUAAUUGUAUCAGGAAGUACAGAUAAAAGUAUUAAAUUUUGGAUGAAGAAAAAUGAAUGGAUAUGUUAGUAAACAAUUAGGGAUCAUAAUGAUGAAGUAUAUUAAUUAAGUUUGAAUUAA